GCACGAUAGGAUUAAUGUUCACGUAUUUUUGUUGAUGUUACCGAAGUUGAAGUCAAACCUAAUGCCAAUGGUGUACGUCAAUUUUCCAUCAUCCUACACGGAUGAGGAAGAAAUGCUGCUUAAAACAUACGCAAAGCUUAGGAAAAAGAAAAAACAAAUCGCACAACUGAAGGCAAAGAAGCCGGCUCCCACAACAGCGACAACGGCAGCUGGUAAAAAGACAUGGACGUUCCCGUCAGAAGUGCCAGACGACCCCAAAGAAGCAGCAAAGCAGCUGAUAAAAUCAGGCGCGAUACAGGCUAUUAAAGGAGGCCAUAAGGAGAGCAGAGGUUUCAAGCGGUCGCGCACCUUGGAACGCAGACUUACGGACACCGGCGAAAAGACAGACACGAAGCCAGUUGGAUUCCAGCCGUUUAGCGUCGUCGCUGCAUCUAAAUCUGGCGAGGAAAACAUAGACAGCUCUAGGGGCGGCGGUGGCGGCGGCGGGGUCGGCGGCGGCGGCGGGGGUCGUCCGCCGGCGAAGGUCAAGAAACUGUACGAGAGUUUUGUGCGGGGUCCGGACGAGCCGAGCGAAUCCAGAGACGGAGGCGACCGCACGUCUGGGGAGCGAACGCCGCGGCGGGACUUUGACUACGAGCGGGAGCCGCGGCGCGGCAACACGAUCUACGUGCGCGGCUACAACGUCACCGAGGAGAUGCUGCGUAAGACCUUCGUCAACUUCGGACCCAUCCUCAACGUCUCGAUGGAAGCCGAGAAAAACUGCGGAUUCGUUACGUUCCAGACAAACCAGGCGGCGGAACAGUGCAUAAAUGAGAUGAACGGCAGCAUGGUGCAGGGAGUAACGUUGAAGGUGUCGCUUGCGAGGAGGCAGCCCGUCAUAGAUCUCCCCGCCGCCGACGUAACGACGUCGUCCUGGUCUGCUAUCGUCUAUGUCACGAUCUAUGCCACGAUCUAUGUCACGAUCUACGUCACGAUCUAUACCACGAUCUAUGCCACGAUCUACGUCAUGAUCUACGCCACGAUCUAUGUCACGAUCUAUGUCAUGACCUACGUCACGAUCUAUGCCAUGAUCUAUGUUGUUGUGACCAGCGUCGACGGAGGCGACCGCACGUCUGGGGAGCGAACGCCGCGGCGGGACUUUGACUACGAGCGGGAGCCGCGGCGCGGCAACACGAUCUACGUGCGCGGCUACAACGUCACCGAGGAGAUGCUGCGUAAGACCUUCGUCAACUUCGGACCCAUCCUCAACGUCUCGAUGGAAGCCGAGAAAAACUGCGGAUUCGUUACGUUCCAGACAAACCAGGCGGCGGAACAGUGCAUAAAUGAGAUGAACGGCAGCAUGGUGCAGGGAGUAACGUUGAAGGUGUCGCUUGCGAGGAGGCAGCCCGUCAUAGAUCUCCCCGCCGCCGACGUAACGACGUCGUCCUGGUCUGCUAUCGCGACAAACGCUUCGCAGAAGGGCACCUUCAAAGACUCACGUCAACUUCGCACGUACGACCACGACGACAUAUUCUGAGCAUAUAUACGAGAUAUAAUAUAUAUAUGAGAUUCUCUGGAUAUAUAUAGAUAGGAUAUAUAUAUAUAUAUAUAUAUAUAGUAGAUUAUAUAUAUGAAGAAAACCUCUGCAAAUGAGCGGCAGAUGGCGGGAGCGACCACGACGACUUAUUCUGAUGAGCUCUGGAUAUAUAUAGAUUGAAUAUAUAUAUAUAAAUAUAUAUAGGAAUAUAUAUAUAUAUAUAUAUAUAUAUAUGAAGAAGUCGUCUGCGAAGGAGAGGCAGCCGGCGGCGAUGGCGACGAUCACAUGUAAAUAACUGGGGAAGUCUGCGAGAGGGAGUCGAAUCGUGUUCUUGCUUGAAUUUCGUCGGGUUUUGCUUCGGAAUGCCUCCCCGAAGUAUUCGUUGAGUAGACUGUAAAAUGUAAGUGUAAAUUGGAAAUAAAUGUAGCGAGAUUUACGUGUG
Molecule: messenger RNA, 1958 nt
Organism: Priapulus caudatus
Lineage: Eukaryota; Metazoa; Priapulida; Priapulimorpha; Priapulimorphida; Priapulidae
Product: negative elongation factor E-like
Exons: 15
Coding region: 35-1516 (493 amino acids)
Biological process (GO): negative regulation of transcription elongation by RNA polymerase II
Cellular component (GO): NELF complex
Molecular function (GO): RNA binding
Source: RefSeq, a predicted model, not a curated record